UUUAUCAUCUCUAACCCAAUCUCCCUAUUCACAGACGAAGAAGAAUCUCAUCUCACACACUGGAAAAUUCCAGCUCUGUUGCUCUAGAAUUCGUAGAAUGAGAACGAGAAGAGGUCUGUGUUAUCCUAAGGCCACGAAUGACGAUGAGAGCUGUAGGUUGCUGAAGAAACGGAAGGUCGAAUUGGACGGAGAUUUCGCCGGACGGCGUGAUUUUUUUGAUUCUCUGCCGGAUGAUCUCGUUCUCUCUCUUCUCUGCAAACUCAGCUCCACCGCUGGAUGCUCGUCCGAUUUCCUCAGUGCUGUGAUGACUUGCAAAAGGCUGAAUGGAUUGGGGAUGAGCUCGAUCGUGCUGUCGAAGGCUAGCCGGAGAAUGCUGGCGGUGAAGGCGAAGAGCUGGUCGGAAUCGAGCCACCGGUUUCUCAAGCGCGUCGCCGAUACCGGAAAUGCAGAAGCCUGCUUCACGCUAGGCAUGAUUCGGUUUUACUGCCUGCAAAACCGAGGCAGCGGCGCGUCGCUGAUGGCGAAAGCGGCGAUCGCCUCUCACGCGCCGGCGCUGUACUCGCUCGCCGUCGUGCAGUUCAACGGCAGCGGCGGCACGAAGAGCGACAAGGAUCUCCGCGCCGGCGUCGCGUUGUGCGCACGCGCCGCCUUCCUCGGCCAGAUCGACGCGCUCCGCGAGCUCGGCCACUGCCUCCAGGACGGCUACGGCGUGAAGAAGAACAUCGCGGAGGGGCGCCGCUUCCUCAUCCAGGCGAACGCGCGCGAGCUCGCCGCCGUGCUCGUCUCCUGCCCGGCGGCGGUGGUGCCGCCGUCGUGGCUGGCGUGGAGCCCCAACCGCGUUGCCGGCGACGCCACCGGAUGCCCGCUGCUGAGCGAUUUCGGCUGCAAUGUGCCGUCGCCGGAGCCGCACCCCGCGAACCAGUUUUUAUCGGAUUGGUUCGCAGACCGGACCGGGAACGUACCCGGUCCGGGUCUCCGCCUCUGCUCGCACACCGGGUGCGGCAGGCCGGAGACACGUAGGCACGAGUUUCGUCGGUGCUCGGUGUGCGGAGCGGUGAAUUAUUGCUCACGCGCUUGUCAAGCGCUUGAUUGGAAGCUCCGCCACAAGGCGGAGUGCGCACCGGUGGAGCGAUGGGCUGACGGCGAGGGACUUUGAAUGUGACAUUAGUCUUUUUUUGGGGGAGGAAUCUAUGAUUAUUUUUUUAGUUGGGGUGGAAAAUUGAAUUAAUUAUAAAAUUAGUUGACGGUUAUUUAAAAUUGUACAGAUGUAAAAGCGGGGGUUUAUUUUAGAGCGACAUUUUCCGUCUCGUCUCCCUGUGAAAUAGUACUAAUGUUAGUUUAUUGGAGAAAUGGUUAUUAUUUGAUGUAGAGUAGUAUUGCUUA
Molecule: messenger RNA, 1383 nt
Organism: Salvia hispanica
Lineage: Eukaryota; Viridiplantae; Streptophyta; Magnoliopsida; Lamiales; Lamiaceae
Product: F-box protein At1g67340-like
Molecular function (GO): protein binding
Source: RefSeq, a predicted model, not a curated record